AUGCCGACCCCACUUGACGCCAUACGCACCGACACCACCAUCGACCCACAUAAAAUCGGUAACCUGCUAUUCGACCCGGGCUACCGCGAGACCCGAAUCCGCAUAGCUAGCAUCCUCAGCAGCGACCAGGUAUUCGACAAGUCCCUACGACCGCACCUCAACCACCGCCAACUCCUCCAUCUCUCUUUGCGUAUUUUCAAACGGUUGCUAGAGCUCCGUGACGCGCACGGAUGGUCCGAUCUCGAGUUUGCCCUCGCCUGUCGUUUGCAGGAUGAGUCUCUCCCGACGAGUCUUCACGACGCAGCUUUUGUCCCGGUCAUCGCAAGUCAUGGAACGCAAGAGCAGCAAGCGUAUUGGCUGCCGAGAUGUAAACGCUACGAGGUCGUCGGCUGCUACGCGCAGACUGAGUUGGCGCACGGGAGUAAUGUGCAGGAGCUAGAGACAGCCGCCAGGUUCGAUGUCACCUCGGGAGAGUUCGUGAUUUCCUCGCCUAGGCUGGAGAGUACAAAGUGGUGGAUUGGGGGAUUGGGAGUCAUGGCGAACCAUACAAUUGUACAGGCCGUGCUGUACUUGCCACUGCCUGGGAACCCGCUGGAGUACAAAUCUUACGGUCCACAUUUGUUCAUUGUCCCUGUCCGCUCGCUGAAGACGCAUGAGCCGCUACCGGGAAUCACUAUAGGGGACAUUGGGCCGAAGGUGUAUGGAGGGGUUGGCAUGGUGGAUAACGGUUAUGUGCAAUUUCGGGAAGUUCGGAUUCCACGGGAGAACAUGCUUAUGCGGCAUGCGCAGGUAAUGCUCACGGGAGAGUAUGUCCGGCCGGCGCAUGACAAACUUUCCUACGGCAGCAUGAUCGCGCUGCGGUCUGGCAUUCCAGUGAACCUGGGGUGGUCUUUAGCGAGAGCUGUUACAAUUGCUCUCAGGUAUUGCAUCCACAGACGGCAAUUUGCGGUGACUCCCGAUGGACCGGAGCAACCGGUUAUCACCUAUUCUGGUGUUAAGCAUAGAUUGUACCCAUUGCUGGCGUUGAGCUAUGCAUAUAUCAUUACUGGGAGGGAACUCUGGUCCAUGUAUCAGGAAAUGCUAGAGGAGGUUCAGCGUGGAAAUAUGGAGUCGUUGGCGGAGAUGCAUAGUUUGUCUGUUGCUUUGAAGGUCAAGAGCUCAACUGACUGUGCGAAGGGGCUGGAAGAGGCAAGGAAAUGCAUGGGUGGCCACGGAUACUCUCAUAUGAGUGGUGUCGGCCCACUAUUUGCAAACGCUACUGCUUCCCAAACAUAUGAAGGUUUGUCCCAGACACCCUCGCAUCACAGCCCCUCACUCCCCCAUCCCACUAUCCUAACGUGAAACGAAAAGGCGACAACCACGUAAUAUCCCAACAAACCACUCGCUCCCUCCUAAAGCAUAUCUCUGCCUUGCGCUCUUCCUCCUCGAGCCCCACCUCCCUCAACUCCAUCUCCCGCUCUUCUUCCGGCUCCUCUGCCUCCUCUCGCUCUUCGACCUCCUCCCUCUCAUCCUCAUCAUCAGCAUCAACAGAGCACCACCUCCCUUUAAGCAGCUCUUACCUCAUAAACACCCUCUUAGCCCCAGCCCAGUUCUACACCCAGCGCUCAAGCGUAAAAACAUCCAGUGAUUGGUACUCAUCAACCCACCAACUCUCGGCACUAGAGCAUCGCGCAGCCUACUUAAUCCUUGAACUUUCAGCCUCUCUCUCAUCGACCUCUACCCCUCAAAACUGGUCUUCGCACACGCACACCACGCACCAAAUCGCUUCUGCUCACGCGGACAUCUUUGUAGCGACCACCUUCUGCAAAUCCGUAGCCCGCGUCGGCUCUUCCAACCUCCUACCGGACGACUGCGUGUACGCCCUGCGCCUACUCUGCGACAUUUUCUGUCUGAGUACGCUCGUGGCCGGCUUGCCUGAGCUGUUUGAGAGUGGGUUUGUCAAUCCUACGCAGGCGAGAUUACUGAGGAGAGCAUUGGACGAAGCAGUUUUGAUCAGGAUGGAUGUUGGCAGCGCGGUCGCGCUGACGGACGCAUUUGCGUUUACCGGGUUCGAGAUGGCGGGGAGCGUACUUGGCCGGGGGGAUGGGAGGGUGUACGAGGGGAUGUGGAGGACUGUUCGCGAAGGGGAGAGUGGGAAGGAGAGUGAGUUUUUGGAGGAGUGUUUGGAGAUUACGGGGCAUUAUCGCGGGAGGAGGAGGAAUGCAAAGUUGUAG
Molecule: messenger RNA, 2213 nt
Organism: Tuber aestivum (summer truffle)
Lineage: Eukaryota; Fungi; Ascomycota; Pezizomycetes; Pezizales; Tuberaceae
Source: the annotation of a GenBank genome assembly